AUGUCCUGCCUAGCUAUCACCUUCGAUGGUCCGAAGAUCAAAAAUGGACGACGUCUAUUCGAAAGUUUUGUGCAAGCAAAUAAGUACAGCUUUUGGAACAGAGAGCUAGUUCAAGCUGCAGAGUCACUUAUAUUCAUGGGAUUUAUGAGGCCUUGUACCUUGUUCGUAUCCGCACCAACCGUACACCUACAGUCUCUACGAACUGCAUGGGCUCGUCGGGUGCUGAAGCCAGCCGAUGGCUACCAAAUCACCUCACUAGGUGAGAUGGGAGCGAUACAGAGCGUCGAGCAGAUGCACUUCGUCCCGCUGGCCGACGUGCUCUGCGAUGCGAUCGUGAGCCUGAAUCGCAUCGGCAAGGCGACCACGAUCGCCGCGGUACGACAGUAUGUGAUCAAGAAUUGCCCGUACGUUGCUCCACCGUCACCGGAGAUGGUCAAGCAGACCGUGGCCAAUCUCACAGCAACAGGGCUCGUCUACAAGAUGGGCGACCAUCUGUUCGUCUCCGUACCUGCGCAAACUCCGGCACAGGCUAAGGUGGCAGUGGAAUGUCAAACCGGAAUGUCCAUAAUCGAGCAAGCACCUGAGCCAGAGAAGAAAGAACGAUUUGGCUUCAUUGCCCGGAUCUUCUCCAAGAAACCCCAACAGCAAGCACCAGCUCUCCAACCUUUGCAAUUCUCCUCGAAAAUGACAACCGACUGGACCAAAAAGCCAUUGGCGCCAGUGCCGUGCAGGUAUCCCGUUGCACGCCGAGGACACCAUGCUGAAGAACGAGAGCCUCGACGCCACCUGAAAUGUGAACGAAUCCAAAUUAGCUCUUCUUCGGAAUGCCUCAACUAUGGUCCGAUUGACCCACCUGAGUGCCUACCUGGAAAAGUGGAAGUGAUUGAAGAUAUCCGAAGUCGACGCAAGCGUCGAACCAAACGUAAGGAGAUCCGCACAUCGACCCCAGUUGGCAACUCCGAUUCCGCUUAUUCACCCUCGCCGGUCACGGAUUCGAACGAAGAGCCAGGCAGCCUCAGUGAGCCUGAACAAACAACGGAAAAUCACACCUACAUGAAUGUCGCCGCGCACAAUUCCACGCAGUUCGAAGAAAUCCCGACCGUGGUUUGCCCUCCUGGUCAGCCAUACUUCCCGAAUCAUCUCUGAUCGAGUCGAGAUCUUCCUCACACGCUCUCCUAGUCGAGGCACUCGUCAUUUACUUGGUUCCUCGGCGUCAAUCAAUAUACAUUGCAUGCGGUUGUUGCCAUUUUCCCUACUUUACAUUGAAGCGUUCGUUCCUCUCAGUUAUGUGAUCGUCAUCGUUAUGUUUUGUUAAAGAAUGUAUACAUAAUACUAUUGUCUCUUUGCAUGAAUAUAUAAAUUAUUU
Molecule: messenger RNA, 1366 nt
Organism: Cylicocyclus nassatus
Lineage: Eukaryota; Metazoa; Nematoda; Chromadorea; Rhabditida; Strongylidae
Source: the annotation of a GenBank genome assembly